AUGAUGUACGGAUCGGAGACUUGGACAGCACCAUCAGCGGUUAUGGAGAGGCUUGACUGCACGGAACGAAAGCUGCUUAGACGGCUACUUGGCUACUUUUGGCCUAGGGUAUGUCGCAAUGAAGAUCUUUACGCAGAAAUUGAUGUGGCAUACCGGCGGAUGACACGUGGAAGACAUCAACAUCUUGCACCGCCAUCGAAAGUAGCUAAAGUAAAUCGUCUUCGCUUCUUUGGUCAUAUAUUAAGGAGACCGGCAGAUCGCCUUGUUCAACGAGUUCUGAGGAGUUCGUCGGGUUCGAGCUGGAAGAAGCCACCUAGCCGAAAACGAUAG
This is a messenger RNA of Necator americanus (New World hookworm), 330 nucleotides long. RefSeq lists its product as uncharacterized. The transcript has a single exon. Lineage: Eukaryota; Metazoa; Nematoda; Chromadorea; Rhabditida; Ancylostomatidae. The coding region runs from base 1 to 330 and encodes 109 amino acids. The record is from RefSeq and is a predicted model, not a curated record.